CUGCAGCGAGCCCCUAAACCCUAACGCCAGCAACAUUUCCCAAAUCUCCCCGAUAUUUUCCUCGAUCGAUCUCUGGAAAAUGCCGAAUCCUAGGGUUUUCUUCGACAUGGCCGUCGGCGGCGCGCCUGCUGGUCGGAUCGUGAUGGAGCUCUUCGCCGACACAACGCCGGAGACCGCGGAGAAUUUCCGCGCCCUCUGCACCGGCGAGAAAGGCGUGGGGAGGAUGGGCAAGCCUCUGCACUACAAGGGAUCCACCUUCCACCGGGUGAUCCCCGGAUUCAUGUGCCAGGGAGGCGAUUUCACCGCCGGAAAUGGCACCGGCGGCGAAUCAAUCUACGGCGCCAAGUUCAAGGACGAGAACUUCAUCAAGAAGCACACCGGCCCUGGGAUCCUGUCCAUGGCGAACGCUGGUCCGAACACCAACGGAUCUCAGUUCUUCAUCUGCACGGCGCAGACGUCGUGGCUCGACGGGAAGCACGUGGUGUUCGGACAAGUUGUCGAGGGUUUGGAUGUGGUGAAGGGCAUCGAGGGCGUCGGAUCUCAGUCCGGGAAGACAGCGAAGCGCGUGGUGAUCGCCGACUGCGGUCAGCUUUCCUAGAUCUCGAAAAUUUACCUUGAUCGUAUAACGAUGGUAGCUCUGUCACUUUGUUUUUAGUUGUGUUUUUUUUAUCUUCUAUGUUAAUGGAUCCUACAAUAUGUGUGGGGUUUGAGUCUGUGGUUUUGGGAUCGUUUGAGUUUGGAGUUUGGAUUUGGCUACCAUCAAUAACAAGGUUUAGGCUUCCUUAUAAUCAGCAUCGAUCUCUGUUCACUUUGAUGAUUCCUUCA
Tarenaya hassleriana is the source of this 825-nucleotide messenger RNA. Its product is annotated as peptidyl-prolyl cis-trans isomerase. Lineage: Eukaryota; Viridiplantae; Streptophyta; Magnoliopsida; Brassicales; Cleomaceae. The record is from RefSeq and is a predicted model, not a curated record. Gene Ontology annotation, molecular function: peptidyl-prolyl cis-trans isomerase activity. Gene Ontology annotation, biological process: protein peptidyl-prolyl isomerization; protein folding. Gene Ontology annotation, cellular component: cytosol; plasma membrane. The coding region runs from base 80 to 598 and encodes 172 amino acids. The transcript has a single exon.